Ruditapes philippinarum (Manila clam) is the source of this 726-nucleotide messenger RNA. Its product is annotated as E3 ubiquitin-protein ligase TRIM33-like. The transcript has a single exon. Gene Ontology annotation, molecular function: zinc ion binding; ubiquitin-protein transferase activity. The record is from RefSeq and is a predicted model, not a curated record. Bases 1 to 726 code for a protein of 241 amino acids. Gene Ontology annotation, cellular component: nucleoplasm; chromatin. Lineage: Eukaryota; Metazoa; Mollusca; Bivalvia; Venerida; Veneridae. Gene Ontology annotation, biological process: positive regulation of DNA-templated transcription.
AUGGCCGAGUGUUCAGAUCAUAGCAGGUCUGUAAUUGGAGGUUCUGAUGAGGCAGAAGUUAUUUUUUGUGAACCUUGUGAACAAGAUGGAAGACAGGCAGAGGCUGAAGGUUUCUGUGUUGACUGCCCUGAAUAUCUCUGUGGACAAUGUUACAAGAAUCAUAAACUUUCUAAAGCUUCCAGGAGCCAUGUUCUUCAGGAUAAACACACUAUGCAUCAAACUGUGAAGGAUAAAUAUGUAAAGGACUUAUGUGUAACAACAUGUAACCUUCAUGUAGACAAGGUCAUUGAAUAUUUCUGUUCGUCUUGUGACAUGCUUGGAUGUACUACAUGUAUUACAUUAAAUCAUAGGCAAUGUGAUAUAGUGGAACACAUUCCUAAACUUGUGAAAGCUAUAAAUAUCACAGAUGAUCUACAAACGUAUGUAGCUAAAGUGGAUGUCAUGUCUCAGCAAGUUCAAGAUGAUAGAAAUACACUGAACUCAAUGUCAGCUAUAGCUGAUGAUAUGAGAAAAGUAGCAAAAACUAUGCUGAAGAAACAACGUAAAGAAAUUAACAAUUUCUUUGAUAACUUUGAGAAGGAAAUGGAGAACAAAAUUGAUAAAAUACAUGCAAGUAAUACAAUCACCUUCACUAAAAUGUCUACAACAUUCAACAGCAUGGACAAACACCUCAAAGAACUGAAAACAAAGAUUGAUGUGAAAAUGAAAGCUGGUCAACACUGUUAA